This is a messenger RNA of Cydia splendana, 1878 nucleotides long. It is a transcript of the gene BORCS5, whose product is annotated as BLOC-1-related complex subunit 5. Lineage: Eukaryota; Metazoa; Arthropoda; Insecta; Lepidoptera; Tortricidae. The transcript is spliced from 8 exons. The coding region runs from base 139 to 918 and encodes 259 amino acids. Gene Ontology annotation, biological process: lysosome localization; organelle transport along microtubule; positive regulation of anterograde synaptic vesicle transport. Gene Ontology annotation, cellular component: cytoplasmic side of lysosomal membrane; BORC complex; synaptic vesicle membrane. The record is from RefSeq and is a predicted model, not a curated record.
CAAAUUCUAAUCAGAAAUAAAAUAAAAUUAUAAAACAUUUUAUGAAGAAAUUCGUUUAUAUAUGAAAACGAUUCCAUUACUAUAAGUAAAAAAAGAUUUUAUGUACUGCUAAAUCCUGUGCCCUGGUGAAAUAACAGCAUGGGAUCAGAGCAGUCAUCGGCGGCCGCACCGAAGGCAGCAACGCGGGCGCCGCCCGUGCGCCGUGGACACACCUUCGCUGCCCCUAGUAGUGCUCCAGAACAACGUCGAGAGCCCCCGGCCAGUGGCAACAAUUCCCCGGGAGCGAGUGUGUGCAGUGACUCCGAGCUGCCCUAUAUCUCAUACACCGUGGACCGGCCUAUAGGAGAUUCCCCUAAAACCUCAACCAAGAACCAACGCCAGGACUCCAAAAAGUCGCUCCUUCAGCGGCGACAGAUGUCGCUGCAGGCUCGCAAGACUAAACGCACCAGAGACAUUGUUGUUGUCAAGGAACAGGCGACGGCGACACUGGACGAGGACAUACGGCGGUUACAGGAAAUCCCAACGUUUCUGCCCAUAAUGCGCGGCACGUUGGGGCUGCCCGGCGCUCGCGAUCCAGAAGUGCUCGAAGGCCUCGACGCGCGUCCUUGGAUACGUCUGUGUUCGCGCCUACAAGCACAUUUGGCCGCCUGCGCUACCCCACUAGCUCAGGAACAAGUGCAACUGGCUACUAAACUUAAAGAGGCGGACUCUGAAGUAUCCCGCCUGUAUUCCUCAAUGGUGGACAAGCAACGAAACAACGCUCGCCACGCGGAGCGCCUCGCCCGAGUACACGAGGCGGCACACCAACUCAGUCGCUGCAACUCACUAUUACAACAGACGUUAUCGGACGUGGAGGAAUUAAACGCGCUCCUGCCACCAGACAAGCGGCUCGAGCCUUUUGUAUGGGGCGCGUCAUAGCCACGCACACAAGUCAUAUACGUGGGCCAUACUGAAAGUUUCUGGAUUCUGAUAUAUGAGACGAGCUAGUCCAGGAAUUUUCAGUAUGCCCUAAGUAGCUGGAUGAAAAUGAUCGAUAUUAGGGUCAAAAACGUUCCGGGAAAUUGGCAUCUUUUCUGUGGACAUUAUAAAAAUUGUUUCGAGUAUAUACUAAGGCUUUUAUCCUAAAACUUUUAAGAAGUUUUACAGUUUUUAAGUGGCCAGCCAGGAAAUUAGGUUGUAAACUAGAUACACUUACUUUAUGAUGUCCACAGGAAAGAUUACACUAAAUCAUACCAAAAAGUUUUUGACCCCUUAGAGGCGUAUGCGGAAAAAUAAAACAUGAUAUCAAUGUAUUUUCAAUAUCAGAAAGGUAGAAUGUAAUACCUGUUAGACAUUUGAGGAUUUUUUGCGGUAUAAUUAAACACAAAAGAUAGGUGGUAUUCUUAACCUUUUGAACGCCACAGACGGCAAUUGACGUCAACCCAAAAUCGUGACAACGACGCCAAAGAUGGCAUUUGACGUCGAUCGUUUUUUGAUGAAAGUCUACUGAAAAAUACCCCACUUUUAGGUUGGCAUUAUUUAUUCACAAAACGAAAUUUUACCCCCGUGGCGUCAGUGGCACGGCAAAUAGAUGCGCCGUUUGGCGUUCAAUAUGUUAAAAAAUAUGCCUAUUUUAUGUGCAUGAUCUCUAAUGGCCUGUUCCAAAAACUUUCAGUGUUACCCAUGUAUUAAAAUAAGUAACAAAAAUAUUAGUUUCUAAAUAAUGUCUCGAUAUAGUCAAAUGUUAUUCAUAGCUUUUGCUUUCAAUCGCAAUGUAUCUACAUCGGUAAUAAAAUUAAAUAUACUGUAAUAAACUAUUGUUUAUCAUAAUAAACUAAUUAAGUAGGUAGGUAUGUAGCCAACAUAAGUAUUGCUAAUUUAAUAAAUGCUCAAAUAUUA